This is a messenger RNA of Dracunculus medinensis (Guinea worm), 1428 nucleotides long. The record is from the annotation of a GenBank genome assembly. Lineage: Eukaryota; Metazoa; Nematoda; Chromadorea; Rhabditida; Dracunculidae.
AUGUCAUCAUUAUUGCUAUUAGCUUUGCAAAUAUUUUUAAUCUUGGUAAAAGUUAAAUCUGCAGAGAACAAUGAUCCUGUAAUUAUUUGCGAGCCAAAUACUGCUUGUAUUUGCAGUAAUGCUAUUGUUACUUGUAAUAAUGUGAAAUGGACCGAAGAUGAAGAUGGUAACGAAAUUUUUGAACCAUUACGAACAAGUAACGUGAUUGUAAGGAGGAAAGACUUUUUCGUAGAAAAGGCUUUUUUUCAGUUUAAUGCCAUCAAUAAGCUUGAAAUGGACAAAAUUUUGCCUGCGCACGAGAAAACAAUCAAGGAAUUAGAUUUCUCGAAUAAUCAGAUUGAUGUAAUUGGUCCCUUCGCAUUCAAAAAAAUGGAAAAUUUAGAAAUUCUCCGACUUCGCUCGAACAAAUUGGACAAAUUGAGCAGUUUAUCAUUCGCUGAAGGUCCAAGUUGGAAAUUGCGCGAAUUGUAUUUGGAUAACAAUUUGCUCACCAACUUAUCAAAUGAUUUAUUUAAGAAACUAUCGAAUUUAGAAAAAAUUGUUCUCGAUGGAAAUCAAAAUUUAAUUAUAACGAGAGAUAUUUUUAAAAAAAAUUUAGACAAGUUAAGAACAUUGAGUAUGAAUGAUUGCAAUUUGAAGGAUUUGGAUGAAGAUUUGUUCGAUGAAUUAACAGCUCUUGAGAAUCUUUCAUUGCGAGGAAAUCCUUUUACGGAAAUUCCUCGAGCAGUUCAAGAUAUUCCAACUUUACGUACAUUCGAUAUGAGCUACACUCAAAUUACAGAAAUUCAACCGAACUCAUUAGCAUACAAUAAAAAAUUGGAGACUAUUAUAUUUCAAGGACUUUCUUAUCUUUAUGUUAUUCAUAGCUGUGCGUUUUGUGGAUUAAAAUCAUUAAAAGAUCUUCUUCUGACCAAUGCUACCAAACUGUAUCUAAUAGAAAAAGAUGCGUUUGGAACGAAUAAAAUGCGAUUACCUACCCUAACGAAUUUUGAUUUGGAAUUUGCUAAUCUCUCUUAUUUGCCUCACGAUUUGCUGGAUUUUCGGCACAUAAAAUAUCUAAAAUUAGGUGGUAAUCCAUGGGAUUGCUCAUGUACUAUGGCAUGGCUUCUCGAAUUUGGUUUAGAUUUAAACCAAGGUUCUAGAACUCCUGAGUGUCACUCACCGAUGACUCUAAAAAAUCGGCAUCUCAACUCCAUGACUCUUCGUGAGUUUUGUCCUUCGCAUCUUAUUAACAAAUUGGUUAUUUCAUUAAUUAUCGUAUUUAUUCUUUCAUUAAUUUUUGUUCUCACUUAUUAUGCCAUAAAAAAUUAUCAUUUUCGUAAUGUUUUAUAUCGAGUACCAUUACCACAUAUUGGUUAUAGUAUUUUGGAUAAAGACGAAGAAAAAAAUCAAAUGGUAAUUUAUAUUAAUCCUAUGAAAGAAAUUUAA